UCCGAGGUUUGCAGCCUGCUGCUGUUCCGCGGGAGCAGCGCCGGGAGCAGCCGCCUUCCUGCCUCCUUUUCCCGGGAAACUUCAGCAUGCGGCUGGAAGAGCUGAGGAGGCUCCAGCACACCCUGGAACAGGUCAAUGAUGGCAAAGACUCGCUUCAAAGCCAUCAGCUCUCCAUGGAUGAAGAAAAUAAUAUCCAGGAAUAUCCCAUCAGCCUCCAGCCCUCAGAGUCCAAAGUGAAAAUCAUCCAGCGAGCAUGGCAUGAGCACCUGCAGCACCAGGAGCUGUCCCCAUCCCCGGAGCUGCGGGACAAGCACAGCUCAUCCCCAACCUCCCCCAAAUCCCCCAAAUCCCCAUUCCCAAUGAAGGCUCUCUACAUCUUCCUUGUAUCCCCGUUCAGACUGUGGAAGGAGUUCUGA
Messenger RNA from Ficedula albicollis (Collared flycatcher), 416 nucleotides. RefSeq names its product IQ motif containing J (gene IQCJ). The transcript has 5 exons. Lineage: Eukaryota; Metazoa; Chordata; Aves; Passeriformes; Muscicapidae. The record is from RefSeq and is a predicted model, not a curated record. The coding region runs from base 87 to 416 and encodes 109 amino acids.